AUGUUCUUCCAGUCCACUCCUGACUUGAGGUUUAAAACUCCCUUAAUUGGUUUUGGCGGUACUCUGCAUUGUGGGACACAAGCUGGGGUCUCUAUCAGCCCAUCUCCAGUGGUCUUCACGGUUGGUUCUCCUCCUGAUGGCUCAACACCGCACCAAACCACACGGACACUGCUGUUUUCAGUGGGAUCGUCCAGCUCCCAGAGUCCGGUAUGUUCAUUCACUGGUAGACAUCUUAUGGUUGGAGCUGGUGGGGAAGCUUUUGAAGCUCCAUCAAGUCUCAGGUGUGCCUUCCCUGACCAAGCUACCAAUGUUGAAGGAGUGGUGGUGUUUGAAGUUCCAGAGUUACCCGAAGAGACUCUGAUGGAGCAGGAGCACACCGACACGCUGCGCAGCCUGAGGUUCACGCUGGCCUUCGCCCAGUCUGUCAUCGAGAUUGCAAUUCUCAAAGGGAGCUCAGUGGAUGUAAAUGCUUCAGUGACUUCAGAAUACCAGAUGCAAGAGAGUGUUGUUGCUGAUCAAAUCAGUCUGCUGAGCCGAGAAUGGAGUUACGCAGAACAGCUGGUACUCUACCUCAAGGCGGCAGAACUUCUUUCCUCUGGUUUACAGACUGCCAUGGAGCAAGUCAAGUCAGGCAAAUUGUGCCUCUCCUCCACAGUAAAACAGGUUGUGAAGAAGCUAAAUGAGCUGUACAAAUCCAGCGUGUCUUCAUGCCACUGCCUGAACUUACAGCUCCAGAAGUUCUUUGCUGACAAGCAAAAGCUGAUGGAUCGAAUCAACAGCAUCACUGCAGAGAGACUGAUCUUUAGCUAUGCUGUCCAGAUGGUGCAGUCAGCAGCCUUGGAUGAGAUGUUUCACCACCGAGAGGACUGUAUUCAUCGAUACCAUAAAGCUCUGCUUCUUAUGGAUGGAUUGCUAAAUUACAUGACUGAGCAAGCUGACGUAGACAACAUCACCAAGUGCAAACUUUGCAUUGAGCGCAGACUGUACGCACUACAGAAUAGCAUUUGUGCGUAAGUCCAGCUGCUCUUCAGACUCCAGCC
Molecule: messenger RNA, 1040 nt
Organism: Spea bombifrons (plains spadefoot toad)
Lineage: Eukaryota; Metazoa; Chordata; Amphibia; Anura; Pelobatidae
Product: serine/threonine-protein kinase ULK1-like
Exons: 8
Coding region: 1-1014 (337 amino acids)
Biological process (GO): protein autophosphorylation; peptidyl-serine phosphorylation; autophagy
Cellular component (GO): cytoplasm; autophagosome
Molecular function (GO): protein serine/threonine kinase activity
Source: RefSeq, a predicted model, not a curated record